AUGCGUCUAUCAAGAACAGCAGGCCUCAUGGCUUUCUGCGCCUCGGCUCAAGCCUUUACCGACUCGUCGCCUUUUGUGAUGCUGUCGACCGCGAAGUUCGCGCAAUCAAACUCCGCCCAGCUCCAGACCGAAGCCCAAAUCGUCAAAUCUGUUCAGCAUCUCCUCUCUUCGUGCCCGACGGACCGUUACCUCCUCGUUGCUCAGCCCAACGUCAACGCCGCAGACAUCCGCGGCCCGGACGGCGACUGCAAGGCCUUGAAUCUGUGCCGUGCGAUCGCCGGCAGCGAUAUCCGUGGCGUCUACAGUGUCGCUGAGGUAGUUGGCGAAGUGCCCAUCGGCAAGCUGUCUGAUUACAUCAAGACGGCAUGCGCGGGCAAGACGGUCGAGAUCGAGCAGACCCGGCUUGCCCCCCUCGGACGGGACUCCCGUGAGAGGGCUACCACGCUCGCCGACAAUGACUAUCUCCUCGGUCGCAACCUCGAGAAGCUUCGCGAUGCGUCCAAAUCAUACACCGUCAUCUACCUCGCCAGCCCGUCCGAGCCUACCUAUCAGGCCGAGUUCACCGGAGAGCCUCUGCACGCAGAGCUGAAGCGCCACGAGGCGAGCCUGCUGCAUGCCAGGAAGGACAAGAACGAAACGGAAUGGAACAAGCUUCCUCUCUUUGAAAAAUACGUCUUCUUUUCGCCAGGCAUUUUCCACGCCAUUGUUGCGUCCAUCAUUCUCUUCAGCAUUCUCGGUGUCGCACUUAGGGCGCUCGCCAGCCUCGAGAUUCCGUACGGGGCUUUCGACAAGGAAAAUGGCCCCGCCGCCCACAAGAAGAGCCAGUAG
Messenger RNA from Colletotrichum higginsianum IMI 349063, 828 nucleotides. Its product is annotated as ER protein BIG1. Gene Ontology annotation, biological process: (1->6)-beta-D-glucan biosynthetic process; fungal-type cell wall biogenesis. Gene Ontology annotation, cellular component: endoplasmic reticulum membrane. The transcript has 3 exons. The record is from RefSeq and is a predicted model, not a curated record. Bases 1 to 828 code for a protein of 275 amino acids. Lineage: Eukaryota; Fungi; Ascomycota; Sordariomycetes; Glomerellales; Glomerellaceae.